Molecule: messenger RNA, 1855 nt
Organism: Cantharellus anzutake
Lineage: Eukaryota; Fungi; Basidiomycota; Agaricomycetes; Cantharellales; Hydnaceae
Exons: 9
Coding region: 262-1749 (495 amino acids)
Biological process (GO): regulation of DNA-templated transcription
Molecular function (GO): DNA-binding transcription factor activity
Source: RefSeq, a predicted model, not a curated record
AGAUUACUCGACACGAUACAGAUAUUAGAGGGUGCCACUACCAGUUCUUCGUGGAGCAGCCUUAGUGAUUGACUGUUGUUGUUCAAUAUGCUUCUGCGUAGUUAUUGCAUUCCUAUUCCCUCGGAAAUGUACCUCAACAUAGGCACAAAUAACUCCCACGUGUCGGAUUCAAUAGUUUUACCUCCACGUGCUUACGUAAAGUUGUUAUCUGCAACCCCCCAAUAACCAUAACUCAAAGACUUUUCCACACCCUCAAGCAGCAUGGAUCAAAUGGAAGCAUCUUUGAGUCCAUCCGUUGAUGGAAGAGAUCAUGAUGAAGCGCACAAAAGUAAUGACGAGCAGAGAGAUAAAUCGGCAGAACCAGACACUGGAGACGCGAGUGGGACUAAUAAACCUGGGAGGAAAAAGGCUGCAACUAGUAAUCAAGCUGCCCGACGUGAUCAGAAUCGAAUUGCACAGCGCGAAUUUAGGUUGAGGAAACAGCAGCGGAUCCGCGAUCUCGAAGCUCGGGUUGAGAUACUUUCAGGAAGCAAAGAGGAAACUCACACUCAUUCUCGGGCCAUCAUUCAAGGUCUCAUGGAAGAAAACUCGCGUCUUCGAGCCCUCGUCAGAGAUCUCGGCACCUUCCUAGGUGAUGGAUUAGGUGGCCCACUUCUCGCUAAGACUGGUUGGGACAUGAAAUCCUUUCAGGAUAUGGUUUCGCGCGCGGACUCAGAUACUGCAUACGAGGCUUUCAUCAAAGCAAAGAACGCGAUGAUAAGUCCUCAGAAUAGCACUGGUAUGACGUCCUCGACCAGCGCUUUGGCAAGCGGUGGGCAUGACUUGAAUGGCACUAAGAAACGGAAAAGAUCAUCGUUCAUGGAGGGCAGCAGCUUCAAUGCAUCUCAGACCCCUCCUACACCUUCAAAUUCAAACCCUCCUCGAGCUCGGUCACCCCACGAACUCCCAUCUCUCCUCCCUUCACGCACUCAGCCCUUUAAUCCUACACGUAGUUCCGACGAGCCGCCAGGAUCUUUCACUUCUCUUAUUGAUACUUUCUCGUCUUCUGCAGGAGCACCGUACAUUGAUAUGGGAAAUCCCAGCAUCAGCGGCACACGUGUGUUACCUCCUCCUGGACCCAGAGAAGCAUUUGGCAUGGCUUCAGUAGGGAUGAACAAUGGCCCUAGCGGAGGAAGUUCAUCGUAUGGAGGAUCUUCAUUCGGCAGCUUCAAUCCGCGUGACAACAAUCAAGCAGGGUCGUCACCCAUUAAUGCGCCGCCUGCUGCAUCUACGACUAGCUCAAAUGCCGGUCCAACCGAUCGCAGAACGCGCUUGAUGAUUGAAAAUGAGCCAAAAAAGCAUGAGGCAGGGAAACUUAUAAAAUACCACUUGGACAACUACAAGCGUAGCUCCCAGUAUUUCCUGCCCGCAUCAUUACGACCAACGUUAGUCCAGCGCUCUGUACCCCAUGACAAUCUCAUUGACGGAAUCGUAUACCCUGAGAUUCGAGAUCGGAUGAUUCUUCUCAAAGACCGUUUCGAUCUGGCAGAAUGCUUGUCUAUGUUCCUUUGGACUUCUAUUGUGCAUGAUGAUGACGUUCUUGCUCACAGUAACUGGGAGUUGGGUGAGGACUGGCUGAGACGUUAUGGUUUUCUUGUGGAGGAAUCCGUGCUAAGUAACGUGAACAAGUGGAGGAGGACACGAGGGGAAGCAGAACUUGUGUUGUCCGAGAUCAAUCCAGACGCCGCUGGAGUCAACGCGCUUUCUUGAAGAUAGCUGGUUUGGGGUUAUGUGCAUUUUUUUUUUUUCUUGGUCUCUAGCCUCCAGUUUUUUUUGUUCAUUGCUGUAUUUUUAUCUGCAGUCUUGGAAAUAGUGG